GGGCAAAGGUGAGCGGACGUUCUUAGGAGCCCUUCUGCUCUUCGUCUCGUCUCCUCUCCCCCCUAGGUGGUGGUGGGAGCGCGCAGAGGAGGGAGAAACAACACAGGCCCAGGGUAGCCAUCCUUCCCCUCUACUGGACUGAGUGUUGUUCUGGGUUAUACCACGUCAAGUGAUAGAAGAGAGCAUCUGUCUUCAGGAUAAGGUGAAAGACCAUUAUCCCUGAAAAUGGAGGACAAAGCAAGCGUAGAUCUUCCAAAAGCCACCAGAGAAACCAUCCUUAAAAAUGAGGUAAUUGCAGAAGGAAAAUGGGUAAAGCUUGAAGAGACAACGUAUGUUGACCGCUUGGGUAAAACCAGAAUUUGGGAAUGCAUAAAGCGUACCACCAGGAAAGAGGGCAUGUCCGCUGAUGGUGUUGCAGUUAUAGCUGUAUUGCAGAGAACUCUCCACUAUGACUGCAUCGUGUUAGUAAAACAGUUCAGGCCUCCGAUGGGAGGCUAUUGCUUGGAGUUCCCUGCAGGCCUUAUUGAUGAAAAUGAAAGUCCAGAAAGUGCUGCCCUGCGGGAGUUGGAGGAGGAAACAGGAUUCAAAGGGGAGGUCACUGAAUGUUCUCCAGUUCUUUGUUUGGACCCCGGUUUGACAAACUGCACGACGUACCUUGUGAAUGUGGCCAUUAAUGGAGAUGACUGUCAGAAUGUAAGGCCCAAGCAAAAGCCUGAGGAGGGAGAAUUUGUGGAAGUGGUCUCACUACCAAAAAAUGAUCUACUGCAAAGAAUUGAAGAGCUAAAAGCAGAAGAGCACAUUGUAGUGGAUGCCAGACUUUAUAGCUAUGCCUUGGCACUGAAACAUGCAACAGAAAAGCCUUUAGAAGUGCCUUUUAUGAAGUUCUAAUGCUGUGUGGUACAAGACCUCCUUGAAAACUUGGAUGGGAUUCAAGUGAUCAGGGUAGAUUUAGAAGCAGUACUUCAUACUAGAAAAGUUCUAUAGACCUAUAUACAGACACACAACUAUAUUUCAGGCUAUAGUUUCUACAAAUACUUUUAUCUAGAGUUAGACACUAAAGAAGUCAGUUGUUACAUAACACAUGAACUCUGGUCAAUGGAAUCUUGUUGUUUCUAGAAUUAAAAAAAAAAAAUCAUGUCUCAA
Alligator sinensis (Chinese alligator) is the source of this 1143-nucleotide messenger RNA. It is a transcript of the gene NUDT5, whose product is annotated as nudix hydrolase 5. Lineage: Eukaryota; Metazoa; Chordata; Crocodylia; Alligatoridae. Gene Ontology annotation, biological process: ribose phosphate metabolic process; nucleoside phosphate metabolic process. Gene Ontology annotation, molecular function: ADP-ribose diphosphatase activity. The record is from RefSeq and is a predicted model, not a curated record. The transcript has 11 exons. Bases 226 to 888 code for a protein of 220 amino acids. Gene Ontology annotation, cellular component: nucleus.